UCUCUUAUCUCCUUCUCGGUACCCCCGCCUCCGACCUUCGCCGCUGCCGGGAUCGUGUCUUGCACCGGCCUGUCCUCCGAGAAGUGGCGAGGGCGGCCCGGCCAUGGAGACCCUCGUGCGCCCCGGGGCCAGCAAACCCCCUACCGGGAAAAGAAUGAAAGCUCGUGCUCCCCCUCCACCAAAUCAAUCUUCUGCAGCAAGUAGAAUUCACAGUGAGCACAAGUCACCUGCAGAGACAGCUGUGAUUUCUGAUCAGAACCUCAUGAGCAUGAAAGAGAACAUGAUAAACAGACUGGUGAACUUGACAGUCGUUUUACCCAGUGGGGUGGAGCAGAAGUGCACAGUGCAAGGAAGCAAAGCUGUGAUGGAUGUAUUGGUUGACUUAUGCAGCCAGUAUCGCUUAAAUCCAUCCCAACAUAGUCUUGAACUGAAGUCUUCGGGAUCUCAACAAGUUCUGAGUUACAAGCCAAACACUUUGAUAGGAGCACUGGAUGUACAGACAGUACUUCUGAAAGAGAAGAUUCCUGAAGAGAAGGCAAAGCGACCUCUGCCAAGGGUCCCUGAGAAAUCUGUGAGGCUGGUAGUGAACUAUCUGAAGACACAGAAGGCUGUGGUUCGGGUUAGUCCAGAGGUGCCACUCCACAGCAUCAUCCCAACUAUUUGUGAGAAGUGUGAAGUCAGUCAAGAGCACAUUGUUCUUCUGCGGGAUGGCAUAACUGGGGAAGAGCUGGAGCUUACCAAGUCUUUGGAGGAGCUAGGGAUAAAGGAGCUGUAUGCCUGGGACAGAAAAAAAGUUCCUCCAUCAAAAACUCAGUCUGAACCUUCUCUGAACUAUAGAGAACCAAAUCGAAAGGCUUCAGUAAGCAGUGAUGCAAUAGAGCAAGAAAAGACAAGACUUUUGGGAUUGUUUAAUGCUGAUAGACGAAGCAGUAAGGGUUUUUCCACAGCACCAAAUUCCCCUUCGGUGAAUUCUCGUUCAAGUAGCCUGGGUUCGUCACUGUCCCUUGGUAACAUCUCUGGAAUGACAGCAAACCCAGAAGUGAAAAAGCGCAGAGCACCUCCUCCACCAGUGGCAACACCAGUAUUGCCGAACGCAGAGGUGAGGGGACAAGAGAGAACAGCAGCACAGAUAUCACAAGGAGUAUCCCUGAAUGAUUUGAGGAAAAAGAAGAGGCGUGCCCCUCUUCCACCAGCUGUGUCUGCUCCACCCACUCCCACCAUGCCAAACAGGACUGAAGACAGGGAAGACAAGAGGAAGAGCACAAUGGGUGAUGGACGGCAGGUGCCACAAAAGCCUCCUAGGGGCACCACUCGUGGUCCCCCCCAGUUAGUGAUCCCCCCACCCCCACCUUACCCUCCUCCUGGCAGUGACAUUGUGGAUCCAACAGUGUGUUACAGAGAAGCAGAUGUUACAGCACCAACAGAGCUGGUACCUAAACAGAGCCUGCUGUCUACACAUGAUAAUGUUUAUGUAGUGGAUGACACAGUUCUGGAGCUAUCGGAGGUGGAAGAAACAGCAUCAGAAAGCAGCUGUUUUGCAUCAGAGGACACCACAGAGGACUCGGGUGUUGUGAGCUCCCCAUCAGAUAUUGUAUCUCUGGAUUCACAAAAUGACAGUAUGAAGUUGAGAGACAUCAAGCUGGUCAAUGGCUACAUGGACCCAGCUGAGGCAGAUGCAAUGUGUGACACAGACACGUGCCCUGUGCAGAACGCCUACUGUGACAGCGUGGGACCUGACACUGCUCAUCUGAGCAAGCAAGAUGAAGCAAUGGCUUUGGCUAAUCAUGGGAAUGAAGAUACAUUCAUUGCAGCACGGCUCCAGCAGACUUUGGCUGACCUGGAUGAAGAUUUAGAAGCAGUGGAUGGUGUCAGUAACUCUGACUCUGACUACACUAGCGAAGCCUUGAACCCACAUGUAAGAAAAUUUGAGGCCGCCCAAGAUGUUUCCAUUUCUGUUCCAGUAACAAUCAUAGAUGAUGCUCCAGAAGUUAGCACCUCUAACUCAGAUGAAAAUCAAGAGAUGGAGAUAAAGGUUUCACACAAUAUCUCAGCUGACUCUGUUAAUGCAAGAAACUUUACAAAUAGAAACAACAAUGCAGGUUCCUUUGAUAAGGGACACACAGAUGGUGGAGCUGUAUGCAAGGACCUAAUAUAUCAGCAACCAUCUGAAAAUGAAUUCAUUCACUUGCCUGUGGAACAGAGGAGAGAUAUGUUUGAAUCUCUCACAUCCUCCUUUGAAAAAAGAAAUGAAAAGAACUUAAGACUGGAACCCUCUCCUAAACAUGGUGUGAAGUCUGAGGAAUGUAAAUCCAAGCUGAGUCCAUCUCACUGCAAAGCCACGACUGAAAUCAGUACAGCAAAAGAGAAGCUGAAUCCAGUUAAUGAAUGUAGUAGCAGGGAGAGAUCUCUGAAAAAAAGCAAAUCAGAGUUGGAAAUCAAAUGGCCACCAGCAAAAAAAACUGAAGCAGAAGUCCCAUCAACACCCACAUGGUGUCAUCGUGCCCAGAAUUCAGGAUCAACCUACGAACCUAAAAUGGGUUUGACAACCUUUAAAGUUGUCCCUCCCAAACCCGAAGUAAGACAUUUUGAUAGAGGAGUUUCACUCUCCACUGGUGCCAUUAAAAUAGAUGAACUAGGCAAUCUCAUAGGCCCAAACACCAGUGUUAGUAAGCAUGUACAAGGUUCUUCUGAUGAAAGUGAGGAAAUUCAUAUUGGGAGAGUGAAGGCAUUCUGGAGGUCAAGUUCUAUGGAAAAGCAAAGUGACGACUCUGCUGAGCAUUUUCCUAAAAAGUCAGCAGUCACCACAAACUCUAAGCCAUUUACUAUAAAACAUGAGCACAAACCUGUCUGUCUUGCAGCUCCAAAACCUGCAGCACCACAAACUGUUAGUAUCCAGGUAGCUGAAAGACAACCUGAGAAUGAAAGAGCCAAACCAGCUCUUUCAGUUACACAGUCCCAGGUAACACCAUUAGCAGCCCCAGCUGUUAGUAAGGACAAGCUGGAACUCCCAUUCGUAAAGCCACACAGGAGAACAUCAAGUCAGUAUGUUGCUUCUGCCAUUGCAAGACACAUCAAUGCAACUACCUUUAAAUCUGACGCUAUGGAAUAUAAUGAGAAAGAUGAAAACAAGCAAGGGGCAGGAGAGGUUAAGAAUGAAGCAGAAGUUUCACCAAAAAGAUGUAUUAUUGUGGCCAAAUAUAGCCCUGUGGAAACAGAAUCAACAGAAACAAGAGAAACGCUUUCAAGUAUUUUUGCUUGUAGUCAGAAAGCAUGCCACAGAUUUACACCUGGUGAUAAUUCUGGCAUGGAAAACAAAGUAGUUAAUAUCAGGGCACCAAAUCAAGCAUAUCCUGUGAGUUUUUAUAAAAAGAAUGCCAGCGUCCCACUUACUAAAUCCUCUUCAAAGGAUAACAACAAUGCAGAAGAUGAUCAUGAUUUAAACAGCAAACAAAGUGUAGCAGAGAAAAAGACUGUGUUUGACCAGAAAUGUGAGACUUUGACCCAUACUAAUUCAGCCUCAUCUCUCAAGUCUCCUGAUCUCCAAGGAGUCCCAUCCUCUUUCAGCUCAUCUUUGCGAGUCACUAAAUGGCAUCCCGCUAAUGGUGUACAAGUUAGUCCACUUAAAGCUUCACCUGAGCUAAAUGGUGCAGCAGCAAAUGCAGAGUCAGAACAGGAGGAGAAACCUGUUGAUUCAGAUGUUAAUACUGUUGGUGAACUGGAUGCUAAUGUGCAGACCAAUAUUUUCGGACCAAAGAAGAAGUUCAAGCCUGUCAUCCAAAAGCCAGUUCCAAAAGACACAUCAUUGCACAGUGCCCUAAUGGAAGCCAUUCAAACAGGAGGGGGAAAGGAGAAACUCAGAAAGGUUUCAAAUAGUGCACUAAAUAGCAGUCACAGGAAACCCUCAUACACUGAACCAGAGAACGAGCGCUCAGCCCUACUAGCAGCAAUUAGAGGCCACAGUGGCACCUCAAAGCUAAAAAAGAUUUCCUCAUUGGCCUCCCAAGAGCUGCAGCGUUUUAGGGACACAGAACGGUCCUUGCAGAAGGCAGAAGACCUUCAGGAAGAGCAGCUGUGUAUCCCACCUGCCCCUGCCCAGCCACCACCACCACCGCCUCCCAUUCAGCUGUCAGCAGCAGCUCCUAAAUCUUCUGCCACUGCUUCAGGUAAUCCAACUGAGGCAAGGCAAGCCCUAUUGGAGGCUAUUCGCUCUGGUGCUGGAGCAGCAAAGUUAAGAAAGGUCCCUCUGCUUGUUUGAAUCAUGUAAAAAGAAUAGGUAACUGGAAAAUCUAACCCUGUAUGCACCCAUAAUCAUCGUUCAAAGUCUGAAGUGGCAAAAAACAUCAAGAAGUUUAGUUUAUUCUCUUGACUACAAGCCAAAAUAAGUUGUAGUUAAUUUUCUGUGUGUUCCUGCAUAAUGGUUCUAAGGGGAAAAUUGUUGCUCGGCUGUAAAGCUUCUGUGCCAAGGAAUUGUGUUUUGCCUCUGAAUAUUUAAGGUUGCCAAUAAACUAUUCUUGUUGGCAGGUUAAUAAGACUAUAAACACUGUGCAGUCCUGUGGUAAUUGUGUUUAUGGGCAAAACUAAAAACUUUGCUAGCUAUCUGAAAAAUAAUACUCAUUUCCAGCUGUUAAAAAUAUGUAACUAUUUCAAAGUAUUUACUUGCUUUUUUUUUGAUUUCAAGAAGGGCUAAGGAUUUUGAUUUCAAGAAGGGUAAGCAAUUAGGCUGAAAACAAGAGUAAAGAUCUAUAAAAAACAAUCACAAGAAAAACGUUAUGAUACCUAAAUUGUCAUGUGCUGGGGUCAUUGGUUUUUAAAAUCAAAUUAACUUUGUAUCUCUGCUGGAGCUCUGAGAAAGCAGGAAAUCAGUGAAUGUGAGACAGUGUCUAUUUAAAAGUUACUUAUGGGAUAUGAUGUAUAGAAUGCUAAUGUGCAGAGAUAUGCUGAACCCUGGUAACAAACAUGGCACUUGUUUGAAUAUUGAGCCACCUUAAAGGAUCUCUAUUUGCAACAAACUGUGAAGAUUAUGAAUAAAUUCAGAGCACAGAGGUCCAAGAUGUAGAAUUCAUUCUGCACCGUAAAAUGAAGUGGAGCUGGUUUGUAUCUAUCAGUAACCGUGACUUUUGUGGUCUAUUGUUUAGGUCAUGCAUAAAUUGGCCCUUGGUUUCUAAUUUGUAUGGCUGUUGUAUGUUGUCUCACAAGUAUUUAUAGCAGCAUCUUUUUCAAAUAUUAACUACUUUGGUAGUUGUUCUUGUUGUACAUAUUUUGAAAAUAUUUCAUUAAAUUGAUUAACUUAAAAAGGACAAAUGAAAAUGCUUUUUCAUAUUUCCUAUAUUGUAAUGAAACUAAAAAAGAGGAAGUUUGUACAUUUACAUUUUUAUAAUCAGAGACUACAGUGGUAUCAAAUUUUUUCUUUAAGCUGGAAUUUAAAAUGUAUAGGUAUGGACUGUUGAAAGCACAAGCAUAUUUAGCCAUCUGCAUUUAAUAUGACUAUAUAUUAUAUAUUGUAAAAUAUUGA
This is a messenger RNA of Pseudopodoces humilis (Tibetan ground-tit), 5512 nucleotides long. The record is from RefSeq and is a predicted model, not a curated record. Lineage: Eukaryota; Metazoa; Chordata; Aves; Passeriformes; Paridae.